Molecule: messenger RNA, 1800 nt
Organism: Eucalyptus grandis
Lineage: Eukaryota; Viridiplantae; Streptophyta; Magnoliopsida; Myrtales; Myrtaceae
Product: sulfite exporter TauE/SafE family protein 5
Exons: 4
Coding region: 99-1511 (470 amino acids)
Biological process (GO): protein ubiquitination
Cellular component (GO): Cul4A-RING E3 ubiquitin ligase complex; membrane
Source: RefSeq, a predicted model, not a curated record
CCCAGCAAUGCCAUGUAGAAGAUCAAAUAUCUCUCGCAACCGCUGUAUACCAGGAGAGUGCAGUUUCCGUUUCCGUCCAUUCGCCAAGCUCUCUCAAUAUGAAGAACCAGAGACUCUCCGCUCAAUUGCUACUCUCGGCCGUCGCCUUCUUCGUCUUCUUCUUCACAAUCCUAAGCCUUCAUCAUGCUAAAGGAAGGGAACCCAUCUCAGGAAUCACAAAAAGUCAUGAUCUUUCCAACCAAACUCAUCGAUGGAGACACACCCAGAUGAGGAAAUCUCGAGAGACCCGUGUCGAGUUCAAGUCACCAGCGGUGCUAGCAGGUGCCUUGUGCUUCAUAGCAUCUGCUAUUUCCAGCGCGGGUGGGAUUGGUGGAGGUGGGCUUUUCAUACCGAUUCUUGCUAUAGUCGCCGGCCUUGAGCUCAAGAUGGCCUCGAGCUUCUCCGCUUUCAUGGUCACUGGUGUGUCGCUUGCGAAUGUUGUCUGCAGUUUGAUCAUCAAGAACCCCAAGUUUGGUGGCAGGUGCUUGAUCGACUAUGAUAUUGCACUCCUCUCAGUGCCAUGCAUGCUGUUGGGAGUCGGUGUAGGGGUCAUGUGCCAUGUUAUCUUCCCUGAGUGGUUCAUCACGAUACUAUUUGCAGUCUUUCUUGCUUGGUCUACCUUUAAGACCUGCAAAAAAGGGGUCUCGUAUUGGAAACUGGAGUCAGAGGAAGGGGGAGAGAGAGUCCACUUGGAAAAUGGGUUUGCGAGAGAGGGGGGUUUUGAUGGGUCAGAGGAAGCCAAAAUUGCAAAAGAACCUCUUUUGCGUGCUGCAUCAAAACGUCAAGAAACGUAUCCGUGGAUGAAAUUGGUGGUUUUGGUUCUGGUCUGGUUUUCAUUCUUCUUCGUGUAUAUACUUCGUGGAAACCGACAUGGACAGAGUAUCAUCCCAAUUGAGCCCUGUGGUCCAGGAUAUUGGAUACUCUCAUCUGUUCAGAUUCCACUAGCGGUGGCCUUUACUUCAUGGAUUCUUUUCAGGAAAGAAAGCCUUCAGCAUCAAGUUUCAAGCCAGCAGGACAUUGAUGAUCAGAACAGAGACGGACCAGCCAACAGGCUUAUUUUUCCGGUAAUGGCACUGUUAGCUGGACUUCUGGGCGGAUUUUUCGGAAUAGGCGGUGGAAUGCUUAUAAGUCCACUCCUCCUGCAAGUGGGAAUAGUUCCUGAGGUCACAGCAGCAACUUGCUCGUUCAUGGUUUUCUUCUCGUCCACCAUGUCGGCACUCCAGUAUAUCCUAUUGGGGAUGGAGCACACAGAGGUCGCCCUGAUAUUUUCCUUUAUCUGCUUCGUCGCGUCACUUCUGGGAAUAAUCGUGGUUCAGAGAGCCAUAAGAGAAUAUGGGAGGGCCUCGCUGAUCGUGUUCUCUGUCAGCACUGUGAUGGCUUUGAGCACGGUUCUCAUCACCGGGUUCGGAGCUGUCAAGGUCUGGAAAGACUACAUUUCAGGCAAGUAUAUGGGAUUCAAAUCUCCCUGUUGACGGUGCUAGCGCAUGGAAUUUUCGCUAAGCGCGCAUGCUGUAAAAGUUAGAAACAAUGCGUUUCUCUUCAACCAAUAUGGAAUAGGUAGAGUUAGCCAUUUGUGGGAUGAGUCCAACAUGUUUGAACAUGUCUCUCUACAGGAGAUCGUUCCAAUAGAUUAGUUUCAUGAUGUCAUGUAUUUUCUCGUGUAAAGAUGGGAGUGGAAGGGCCUUGCAUGGAGACUUCUUGACCUGGACAGAUGACCCUUUGUGAAAUCUUGUAAGAUAAGUAUGAUAAUCUUUGCCAUGA